Molecule: messenger RNA, 801 nt
Organism: Drosophila montana
Lineage: Eukaryota; Metazoa; Arthropoda; Insecta; Diptera; Drosophilidae
Product: very long chain fatty acid elongase F-like
Exons: 3
Coding region: 1-801 (266 amino acids)
Biological process (GO): sphingolipid biosynthetic process; fatty acid elongation, polyunsaturated fatty acid; fatty acid elongation, monounsaturated fatty acid
Cellular component (GO): endoplasmic reticulum membrane
Molecular function (GO): fatty acid elongase activity
Source: RefSeq, a predicted model, not a curated record
AUGGGUUCAAGUGCAUUCGAAAUUUUCUACAGAGCCCCAGCAGAUCCUAUUGUGGCCCAGUAUAUGCCAUUACUAUCUUCCCAGUGGCCUGUAACAAUCAUUUUGCUAUGCUAUUUACUAUUUGUUCUUAAACUAGGAAAAAUAUUUAUGGAGCACCGUAAGCCGUACGAUUUAAAAAAUGUGAUUCUCGUCUAUAAUGUCUGCCAAAUGAUCUACAAUGCAUUUAUGUUUGGUGUUGGUUUUUACUAUAUCAUCCUUCAUCCGGCGUACGACCUACGAUGCAUGCAACCCGGUGCGGAAGACCAUCCGGAUAAGAGUGUAGAGCGCUGGAUAACAUGUAGCUACUUCCUGAAUAAGGUGCUAGAUCUGUUGGAUACCGUGUUCUUUGUGCUGCGAAAGAGCUACAAGCAGAUAACUGUACUCCACGUUUACCAUCAUGUCCUGAUGGUCUUCGGAGUAUAUUGGUGGGUGCGGCUGUGUGGAGUUGGUGGACAAUACAUGAUGACGGGAUUCUUUAACUCCUUUGUGCACACCGUCAUGUAUUUCUACUAUUUUAUUUCGGCAAUGUAUCCGGAGCUUAAGAGCAGCCUCUGGUGGAAGAAGUACAUCACGAGGAUACAAAUAGGUCAAUUUAUUCUCUUGUUCAUGCAAGCUGCAUUAGUGCUAUUAUUUAAUCCUACUUGCGAAUUUCCAAUGUCCAUGCAAUAUCUACAGCUCUUCCAGUCUUCACUAAUGACUGCCAUGUUUGGCAAUUUUUAUUAUCAUGCUUACGUUAAGCCCAAAAACCAGAAACAACAAUAA